Messenger RNA from Striga asiatica, 4058 nucleotides. Lineage: Eukaryota; Viridiplantae; Streptophyta; Magnoliopsida; Lamiales; Orobanchaceae. The record is from the annotation of a GenBank genome assembly.
AUUUCAACCAACGCGGGCACCGAAAGUUCCUGGACGUCACCGUACGCAAUCCCACCAUUAAAUUUAUAACUUCAAUUCAAAAUAACAGGUUUUAAUUUGAGAAAUUUCGAAGUAAUUUCACUCACCACCUCUCUCUCUCUCUCUCACGCUAUCUGCGCCGUUCUCUUCAUCGCACGAACCAUACCGUCGCCAUUGUCACCUUCUUCAAGCUUUCAUCGUCGCCGUUCACUGCUGGUAAACUUUCAUCUGUCGCCUUCAUCAGAACAGGUUUUGAACUGUGAAAAAACGGAGAUUGAAACGGCGCUAUCUCCCCUCGACUCGAACGGAAAUUCGGAACUAUGAUUGAGGAAAACAGGACCUCGCCUGACGAUUUAGAAGCUGGAAACAGCCACCGUGACCUCCCGGAGGAAGGUGAUGAGCUUUCAGGGCCGUUCGACAUUGUCAGGACUAAAAGUGCUCCGGUGGACCGUCUGCGUAGAUGGCGGCAAGCUGCGCUUGUCCUGAAUGCUUCCCGACGAUUUCGGUAUACAUUAGACUUGAAGAAAGAAGAAGAGAGGGAAAAAUUGCUUGGAAAGAUUAGAACACAUGCUCAAGUCAUUCGGGCUGCCGUUCUUUUCCAAGUGGCUGGUCAAGAACUAAAUGAUGGGCAGUUAUCAUUUUGUGAGCUUCAGCUGCUAUCUACUUUCAUAACAUGGUCAUUGGUUGAAAUUCUUCACCUAGGUCAAGGAAUUUCAGAGCUGCCUUCAAGCCCAAUUCAGAAUGGUGAGUUUGGUGUCUCCGCAGAUGAACUUGUUUCGGUAUCCAGGGAGCAUGAUCUUCCUCGUCUGCAGCAAUUUGGAGGGGCAAGUUCAUCACUGUUUUGCAGCUCUGCAUAUUUGAGUUUGCUAUCCUUAUUGACUACAGGAGUGGCUGAGAAAUUGAAAUCAAGCUUGGAUAAGGGCGUACCUGGUAAUGAGACUGAUCUCAUGAAGAGAAAGAAAGCUUUUGGGUCAAAUACAUAUCCUCGGAAGAAAGGAAGGAGUUUCUGGAGGUUUGUCUUGGAUGCUUGUCGAGAUACCACUCUGAUAAUUCUGAUGGUUGCUGCAGCAGCCUCCUUGGCCCUUGGUAUAAAAACCGAGGGGAUAAAAGAAGGCUGGUACGAUGGAGGAAGUAUAGCCAUUGCAGUUCUUAUAGUAAUUGUUUUUACAGCUGUAAGUGAUUAUAAACAAUCCCUUCAGUUCCAAAAUUUGAAUGAAGAGAAGCAAAACAUACAAAUGGAGGUAAUUAGGAGCGGGCGGAGAAUUAAGAUUUCAAUAUUUGAUAUAGUUGUUGGAGACGUUGUGCCUCUCAAAAUUGGAGAUCAGGUACCAGCAGAUGGACUUGUAGUAUCUUGCCAUUCCCUUUCUAUUGACGAGUCCAGUAUGACUGGGGAAAGUAAAAUAGUUCACAAGGAUCCUACACGAACACCCUUUCUGAUGUCUGGAUGCAAGGUAGCCGAUGGCUAUGGCACUAUGCUGGUAACUUGUGUGGGAAUAAAUACAGAGUGGGGACUGCUUAUGGCUAGCAUAUCGGAGGAUAAUGGUGAAGAAACACCAUUACAGGUCCGAUUGAAUGGAGUUGCAACUUUUAUUGGCAUAGCUGGACUUGCUGUAGCAGUGAUUGUUCUGAUUGUCCUUGUCGCCAGGUAUUUUACUGGGCAUACAAGAGAUCCUUAUGGCAGAGUUCAAUUUACAGCUGGGAAGACUAAAGUUGGUGAUGCCAUAGAUGGAUUUAUAAAAAUAUUCACUGUUGCGGGUUGCCAGCUAAUCUGGGUAAACCCCCAGGUGACAAUUGUAGUAGUUGCAGUGCCGGAAGGUCUUCCAUUAGCUGUAACUCUGACCCUUGCGUAUUCGAUGAGAAAAAUGAUGGCCGAUAAGGCGUUGGUCAGGAGGCUAUCGGCCUGUGAAACAAUGGGAUCCGCGACCACCAUUUGCAGUGAUAAAACCGGGACUUUAACUCUGAAUCAGAUGACUGUAGUUGAGGUGUAUGCUUGUGAUAAGAAAAUUGAUCCUCCAGACAAUAAGUCCCUCCUUCCGCCAACAGCUGUUUCUUUGCUAUUCGAAGGCAUUGCACAAAAUACAACUGGAAGUGUUUAUGUGGCUGAGAAUGGUGGAGCUCCUGAGGUGUCUGGAUCACCAACUGAAAAGGCCAUUCUGCAGUGGGGGGUAAAACUUGGAAUGGAUUUUGGUGCUGUGCAAUCAGAUUCAGUUAUAAUUCAUGCUCUUCCAUUUAACUCGGAGAAGAAGCGAGGUGGUGUUGCGCUGAAAUUGUCCGACUCUAAAGUUCAUGUGCACUGGAAAGGAGCUGCAGAAAUUGUUCUCGCUUCUUGUACAAGUCACAUUGAUGCGAAUGACUGUGUGGUCCCAAUGGAUGAAGACAAGCUUUCCUUUUAUAAAAAAGCAAUUGAAGAUAUGGCUGCAGGAAGCUUGCGCUGCGUUGCUAUCGCCUGUAGGUUGUGUGAAAUGGAGAAGGUCCCAACUACUGAUGAGGAACUGGAGAAUUGGCAGUUCCCUGAGGGUGAUCUAAUUUUGUUAGCCAUUGUUGGUAUCAAGGACCCCUGUCGGCCAGGUGUGAAAGAUGCUGUUCAACUAUGCAUCAACGCUGGUAUUAAGGUACGAAUGGUCACUGGAGACAACCUUCAGACUGCUCGUGCAAUAGCUUUAGAGUGCGGUGUAUUAGGUUCAAAUGCAGAUGCCACUGAGCCUGAUCUUAUCGAAGGGAGGACAUUUCGUAGUCUUACUGAAACGCAAAGACUAGAAGUGGUAGAUAAAAUAUCGGUAAUGGGAAGGUCAUCACCGAAUGAUAAAUUAUUGCUUGUGCAAGCACUUAGAAAGAAGGGACACGUGGUUGCUGUCACUGGAGAUGGCACUAACGAUGCUCCUGCACUGCAUGAGGCUGAUAUCGGGCUAGCAAUGGGUAUUCAGGGCACAGAAGUUGCAAAAGAGAGUUCAGAUAUUAUUAUUUUGGAUGAUAACUUUGCUUCUGUGGUAAAGGUUGUGCGAUGGGGCAGAUCGGUUUAUGCCAAUAUUCAGAAAUUCAUACAAUUUCAACUCACGGUUAACGUAGCGGCCUUAAUCAUAAAUGUUGUGGCUGCAGUUUCUGCUGGUAAUGUCCCUCUCAAUGCAGUGCAGCUUCUUUGGGUGAAUUUAAUUAUGGACACAUUAGGAGCUCUUGCGCUAGCCACAGAGCCUCCUACGGAUCAUCUCAUGCGCAGGCGCCCUGUUGGUAGAAGGGAACCACUUAUAACAAACAUCAUGUGGAGGAACUUGUUAAUUCAGGCUGCAUAUCAAGUCACUGUACUCUUAGUCCUCAAUUUCCGAGGAAGGAGCAUCCUGAAUCUGGAGCAUGAUUCGAGUGAUCAUGCUUUCAAAGUGAAGAACACUCUUAUAUUUAAUGCAUUCGUACUCUAUGUAUAUAGUGUUUGCAAGUUGUUUGAUUCUAAUAUUGAUCUUUUCUGGCAUAUAUUCAAUGAAUUCAAUGCUCGAAAGCCAGAUGGAAUCAAUGUGUGGAAAGGAGUGACGAAGAACCAUCUCUUCAUGGGAAUAGUCGGACUUGAGUUGGUGCUUCAGGUUAUCAUAAUCUUUUUUCUGGGCAAGUUCACUUCUACUGUUCGGCUCAGUUGGAAACUUUGGCUCGUCUCAUUUGCUAUUGGUUUGGUCAGCUGGCCGCUUGCUAUUGUCGGGAAAUUGAUCCCCGUUCCAGAGAAAAAUUUCAGUGAAUUCCUAAUCAAGAAAACCCGUCAACCGAGAAAUUCUAACGGUUAACACAGAACUUCAUGGAUGCCAUGCAGUAUUCUUUUCUUUAGAUACAAAAACAGCAGCAUAGAAACAGAAUUGACUUGACAAGAUUUUGUCCAUGGCCAUGAUGUGAACAUAUUGUGCAUUUGCUGUUGAGUUCUAAACUAACCAAAUUAUUUUCACAAAUUAUUAUGUGAGAUGGUCUAACUGGUUAGGCCUAUCAUACUUAUGGGAUGUGAUAUUUUUUAUAUUAUUUUUUAAAUAUAAUAUUUUAAUUUAGAAUUGUGCAUAUUCGUUGAAAAG